AUGGAGCCAGAAGCCUUAGAAAUUUGCCCUUACAACCCUCAACACCGAAUCCCACUCAGAAGAUUUCAGUACCACCUGGCAUCAUGCAGGAGAAAGAACCCCCAAAAGGCCAAAAAGAUGGCCAGCUGCAAAUACAACGCCUGCCACGUGCUCCCCAUCGAAAAGCUGGAGGAGCCUGAGGCUGCCUGUGUCAACAGAAGCACAGUGGAGGAAGAGGACAGCUUGAGCCCUCUGAAGGUCAGCCUUCCGAGUUCAGAGCAGAACGGAGACACCCCUCCAGUGUCCCCCUGGCUCCCCAACCCCGAUGUCUGGAAUGUAGAUAGCACGAAUUGCCACCCCAUGUUUGUCCUUAAGACUUUUGAUCCCCAAAAGCUUGCUUGUGAAAGCGACACAAGAGAGUCAGAGAGAGAGGACCACACCCCAUCCCUGACCCCCCCCCCCCCAGGUCAUCAGACCAGGAGAGUAAACCGCCAGCCGCAGAAAGGAGAUGCAGGCCUCUUAAAUGCAUGA
Molecule: messenger RNA, 510 nt
Organism: Balaenoptera ricei (Rice's whale)
Lineage: Eukaryota; Metazoa; Chordata; Mammalia; Artiodactyla; Balaenopteridae
Gene: GTSF1L
Product: gametocyte specific factor 1 like
Exons: 1
Coding region: 1-510 (169 amino acids)
Source: RefSeq, a predicted model, not a curated record